This is a messenger RNA of Dimorphilus gyrociliatus, 1041 nucleotides long. The record is from the annotation of a GenBank genome assembly. Lineage: Eukaryota; Metazoa; Annelida; Polychaeta; Dinophilidae.
AGUUCGAUAAUGAUGGAAGGUGACUGCGAAUCUCUACCUUCGGAAGAGGUAUCCAACUUUUCAGGGACUUCUACUUUGUCUCAACAAAAGAGGCGCUUUGCCGAUGUGAAACCUCCCUACUCCUAUAUCGCUCUAAUAACAAUGGCAAUAGAAUCUGCAAAGGAUGGGAUGAUGACAUUGAACCAGAUAUACUCCUAUAUCAUGAAAAGAUUUCCCUAUUUUAAAGAAAAUCAACAAAGGUGGCAAAAUUCAAUCAGACACAAUCUCAGCUUAAACGAUUGUUUUGUCAAAGUACCCAGGCGGCCAGGACACCCCGGUAAGGGUAAUUAUUGGGCUUUACACCCAAAGUGUGGCGAUAUGUUCUCCAACGGUUCCUUCCUCCGACGAGCAAAAAGAUUCAAACUUCCGAAGGCAAUGCAAGCCGCUCAGAAUGCUCAACAAGCAGAAGGUUAUCCGAUAUCGCACCCUUCCUAUAAACCUUAUAUGUCUUUUAUGCAACCAACGCAUUGUAAUGAUUGGUCAGUAUACUCUUCCUAUUCAUCUUCCACGAAUGGUCAUUAUCCGACACCAAGCCCUCCACAACCACCAUACACAGGAUAUUCUCAUCUAGCCGCCGCAGUAGCGUCCGCCCAAUCAGCUUACCCGGCCCAGUGUUCUCAAUCAUUUCCUCCACCUAAUUCAAUCGGUCAAUAUAAUGGACGAUUGCAGUUGAUGCAAAGCCAGUAAGAGUUAGUUUUCUAAAAGAAGAGCAUAUGAUAAAUGAUUACCAGGCACGUUCUAAAUAAAUAUAGGUCAAAAUAUUUAUUCUGUAAUCUAAACAAACGAGGAAGAAGCUUGUCGUAUCGUAUUUAGUUCUUGAAUAUAAAGGAUUGUCUACAUUUUUUAUAUCUUUUUUUGCAAAGCUGUUAUACUUAAUCAAGUAAAAUAUAAUAAAAAGUAUGUAUUUUAAGAUAAAGUCGCCAUUUUGUAUAUAUAUAUAUUUAACAUUCAUUAUUCACACAGUAUAAUAUUUUAUUAUCACCUUUUGUAUCUUUUGUAUGU